Messenger RNA from Aspergillus pseudoviridinutans, 729 nucleotides. RefSeq lists its product as uncharacterized. Gene Ontology annotation, biological process: spliceosomal snRNP assembly. The coding region runs from base 1 to 729 and encodes 242 amino acids. The transcript has 8 exons. Gene Ontology annotation, molecular function: RNA binding; zinc ion binding. Lineage: Eukaryota; Fungi; Ascomycota; Eurotiomycetes; Eurotiales; Aspergillaceae. Gene Ontology annotation, cellular component: spliceosomal complex. The record is from RefSeq and is a predicted model, not a curated record.
AUGCUUUCACUUCUCCUCUCUGCUGAGCUUACGGGGGUCACCGACCUUCGGCCAAAGGAUACGGAGGAACAGCCAUACUUCUACACCUUCAAGGUACAAUGCACUUCCUGCCGCGAGGUGCAUCCGAACUGGGUCAGCUUCAAUCGCUUUGAGCAACACGACAUUCCUGGAAGUCGGGGCGAGGCCAACUUUGUGUGGAAAUGCAAGCUUUGCCAGAAAACCCAUUCCGCUUCGAUCGUCAACGGUCCGCAUGCCUAUCAGGGAGACGAGAAGCGCAAGGGCACCAAAGUGAUCGAGAUCGACUGUCGUGGACUGGAGUUCACAGAGUUCAAGCCUGAUGGAGAAUGGGAGGCAAAGGGCGUUGAAUCAUCUACGCCGUUCACUGCUAUAGAUUUGUCCGAGGGAGAAUGGUAUGAUUAUGACGAGAAAGCUGGGGAGGAGGUUUCCAUCAAGGAAAUCAGCUGGGAAUUCCAACCAGUUAACCCCCGGCCUUUUCUGCAAGCUCGGGUCGGCACCGAGCUUAUCAUCCGUCUCAAGUGGGGUCAGACAGAGUACAAGGGCAAGCUGGAAAGCAUUGAUUCGUACAUGAACGUCCUCCUGAGGGAUACGGAGGAGUUUAUCGAUGGAAAGAACACGGGUACACUUGGUCUUGUGCUGAUUCGGUGUAACAACAUUCUCUGGAUGGGAUCGGCAGACAGCGUUGAGAUGACGGAUUUGGGACUGCGAUAG